Ipomoea triloba (trilobed morning glory) is the source of this 1484-nucleotide messenger RNA. Its product is annotated as protein TOO MANY MOUTHS. Gene Ontology annotation, molecular function: protein binding. Lineage: Eukaryota; Viridiplantae; Streptophyta; Magnoliopsida; Solanales; Convolvulaceae. The record is from RefSeq and is a predicted model, not a curated record. The transcript has a single exon. Bases 15 to 1466 code for a protein of 483 amino acids.
UUUACUGUUCGAAAAUGGCCGUUUUUUAUUCGACCCUGAUUGAGACUACACUUCUGGUGUCUCUAAUAUUCGUCCCUUUUGGGCAGUGCUUCACCGUGAUCGUGUCGGAUUCCGGCUUAGUGGACGCUCCGCAGACUGCAUAUUCCUUGAAUAACGAUCACGCACGCACGGACCCGCGCGAGCAAGAGGCGGUGUACGAGGUUAUGAGAGCCACCGGGAAUGAUUGGGCGACUGAGAUUCCCGACGUUUGUCGGGGGCGAUGGCACGGGAUUGAAUGCAUGCCCGACAAGGCCAAUGUGUACCACGUUGUCUCGCUUUCGUUCGGGGCUUUGUCGGACGACACGGCGUUUCCGACCUGCGACACUGCCCGCCCCUUCAUUUCCCCCGCCGUCACUAAGCUCCUGCAUUUACGGACCUUGUUCUUCUACCGUUGUUUCACCGACAAUCCCCAACCAAUUCCCCCGUUUCUCGCCCAACUCGGCCAGACUCUCCAGACACUUGUUCUAAGGGAAAACGCCCAUGUCGGCUCCAUCCCUAAUCAACUGGGGAACUUAACGCGUCUGAGGGUUCUUGAUUUCCAUGGAAACAAUCUCAACGGUUCAAUACCGGUUUCCCUGAGCAGGAUUUCCGGUUUAAGGUCGUUGGACUUGAGCAGAAACAAACUGGCCGGUUCAAUCCCCAAUCUAACAUUUCCUCUGUUACAAAUUCUUGACCUUAACCAAAACCAUCUUGUGGGUUCAAUCCCAACCGCUCUCAUUAACUCCCACUCUCUCAUAAAGAUGGAUUUGAGCCGGAACCGUCUCUCCGGCCGGAUUCCGGACUCCAUUGACGCCCUCAAGAACAUAAUACUAAUGGACUUGAGCUACAAUAGUAUCACGGGUCCGAUUCCCACCACUCUCAAGAACUUGGAUUUUCUGCAGGCUUUGCUUCUCAGUGGCAAUCCCAUGUUGUCGGAUACACUGCCAGAACACAUUUUUUUCGAUGGUUUUAAGGAUCUGAUGAUCUUAGCAUUGUCGAACAUGAACCUCCAAGGUUCAAUUCCAGAAUCACUAGCCAAGUUACCCAAAAUCCGGGUCCUCCACCUGGAUGGGAACCAGUUUAACGGUUCAAUUCCUGCAAGUUUUGGGGAGCUAGAUGGCCUGAGUGAGCUAAGAUUGGACAAUAAUCAACUCACAGGAGUUGUGCCAUUCAAAAGAGAAAUGGUUUGGAGGAUGAGAAGAAAGUUGAAGCUUUCCAACAACUCAGGGCUCUGCUAUGAUGCCAAAACUGGGCUUGGGGAUGAUCUCGAGGCCAUCUCGGAUUCGGGCAUCGGCCAUUGUGGGAGCCAAGCCACUGAACCAGCAAGAACAGUGGAACAUAUUUCUGCAGUGGAUGAAAGCAUGUUGAGAUCAAGUGUGAAAUCAGGUGGAACAGUAAAGGAAUUAUCACCUCUUAGCUGUCUUCUCCUAGCUGUAUACUUCCUUUAAACACUGAAUUCAUUUCUG